GUUAUGAAUUUUAAAAGUAAACCAAAAACCACCAAAUGUUCUGAAUGGACUACCAAAUACCACCAAACGACCACCAAUCGAUUGGUGAAAAGAAAAAAGUCAAAGUGGGGGGGCUAACUUAAUGCUAAAAAUUUAUUAUGGAUUUUGAAAGUAAACCGAAAACCACCAAACGUUUUGAAUGGACUACCAAAUACCACCAAACGACCACCAAUCGAUUGGUGAAAAGAAAAAAGUCAAAGUGGGGGGGCUAACUUAAUGCUAAAAAUUUAUUAUGGAUUUUGAAAGUAAACCGAAAACCACCAAACGUUUUGAAUGGACUACCAAAUACCACCAAACGAUCACCAAUCGAUUGGUAAAAAGAAAAAUGUCGAAAGUCAAAGUGGAGGGGCUAACUUUGCGGAGCUACCAAAAACAGGCUCAUUGGCAAUCUCCCUACUCAUCUCUGUAGCAACGACCUGCUGCAAUUUGCUGUGACUACAAAUAAUAAUUCUUGUGGUUUUGCUGAUUUUACAUUCCGAAAAGCUUGAUAUGAGAUAACAUGUGAUAUAUUUCGGAGUAGUCUCCGAAUAUUAAUAUACUUUAUUCUAUGUAUAUAAUUAAAUUUGAAAUAAUUUAGCACUCGAAAGAUUAUGAUUUUAAAAGGUAAUUUUUUAUUUAAUUUAUUUUUAAAUUAUCGGCUGCAAAUUAAACCGUAUCUUCAAUACACGUUACGCUCCAAAUGAAUAUAGGCCUUCAAGUUAUAAAACCUGCGAUUAUAGAUCGCUCUUUAGGAAAUCGACACAAUCCACGAGUGCCACGAGAUCGUCAGUCGCGCUCAGGUUCUCGAAGUUUAAAAAUAGUCGUCUAGCCUGCCUCGGAAUUGCUUGCCAUCGUGUGUCGUCCUUCGAAAGAUAAAAAUUUUAUGAACGGAGGGUCAAAAAUUGGAACGAGAUGGCUUCAAAAUUAACGCUUUCACAAGCCCUAGGAACAGAUGGUAGUGAUUUCACUCAUAGACAAAUAAUCGCGACACAAUAUCAAACUAGUGCAAUGAACAAGUCAAGACUGAAGUAUUGUAUAUUUUUUCACUACCUCCUAUUUUUUGUCAUGCUAGCCAAAUUAUCAGCAGACAUUUUGGAUCGUUUGGAUAUUUUUAUUUUGGAAAUUGAAGAGUUACAGAUUCCAGUGCCACUAUGGUGGGAGUACAUAUGGUGUACAAGUUUGUUGUUGUCAUUCCUGGGAUUAUCAGCAAUUAGAAGGAACAAAAUCAAAACAUUACAGCGAUAUAUGAUUGGUAUUAUUUUGUUGGGCUAUGGACCACUUUCCUAUGCUGUCAUUUAUUACUUCAAGGAUGUUUGGAAGUAUCUUACAAGUGACAAUUCUGAUGAUAUUCACAUAUGGCAUGGUUUACCCUAUGGAUUAUUGUGGUAUGCCUUUGUCUUGCUGGGGUCACAAGUUCACUUUUUCUCUCUCUACUUUUCUUGGAAUCUCUUGCAAGCUUGGAAAGCAAGAGGGACCAAGAAAGCAAAAUAAUUACUGGUUGUACACACCAAUGCAAUAAAAGAUGUUCUCAGACAGUGUUACAAAUUAAAUUAAAUGUGAAGUAUACGUCUGUACUACCAAGUUAAUGUGAUACUAGGAACCUAAGAGUUAACAUUGUUAAUUCCUUGUGAAUAUUCUUUAUGUUUCUCGACCUGGUUAUGAGUACAUAUAAUAUCAUUAAACUUAAGUAACAAUAAUAUGGAGAAGGAUAUGUUUGCUAAAAAUGUUUAAGAUUUUAUUUAAUGGAUGAUGCCUUGCUUAGUCCCAUGACUCGACUUUUAAGAAACAUUAAGCUGUUAUAUCUCAAAAGUGUAUUUUUAUUGUGGAAACAACAACAGCAUAAAAAUCGCAUGUGAAUAAAAUGUAUAUUUUAAAACAUCUAAGUUACCAAAAUAUUAAAUAUAUACAUAUAAAUGUUAUACAUUCAA
Molecule: messenger RNA, 1946 nt
Organism: Cephus cinctus (wheat stem sawfly)
Lineage: Eukaryota; Metazoa; Arthropoda; Insecta; Hymenoptera; Cephidae
Gene: jagn
Product: protein jagunal
Exons: 4
Coding region: 931-1509 (192 amino acids)
Biological process (GO): vesicle-mediated transport; endoplasmic reticulum organization
Cellular component (GO): endoplasmic reticulum membrane
Source: RefSeq, a predicted model, not a curated record